Phragmites australis (common reed) is the source of this 714-nucleotide messenger RNA. RefSeq lists its product as uncharacterized. The coding region runs from base 1 to 714 and encodes 237 amino acids. Lineage: Eukaryota; Viridiplantae; Streptophyta; Magnoliopsida; Poales; Poaceae. The transcript is spliced from 3 exons. The record is from RefSeq and is a predicted model, not a curated record.
AUGGCAGGCAGGGAGGGGCAGGGGCUUCCGCACCACCAUCGUUGUGACGCCCGUUUUCUCUCCGCAGCCCAGCCCAGCGCCAUCUGCUUCCAGCCCAGCCCACCCCGCGCGCGCGCCGCUGCCCAGUGGGACCUGCCCGUCAGCUCUGUCGUCUCCGCCGCGCCCCGCAACAACCCGCGCCCCACCGCCUUUUCCCCCCUGCACACGUGCAAGAACCCGAGAAAGCCGAGCGCCAUAGCCGCCGCCGUCGCCGAGCCAUCCGCCGCGCCAAGCCCUCCCCGCCGCGUCCGAGCUCGUCGCCAGCUUCGCAGUAGCGGGAGGAACUCGUUUUGCUGCUCGCCGACGCAUCUCCACCGCCGGACCGAGUUCUCUCCGCUCGCCGGAAGCUUCCGCGCCCGUCGAUUUCGCCCCUCCGCCGUCGCAGCCGGGUCCCCGUCGACUUCCGAGCGCCGCCGCCCGCCAUUGUCGUCGCCCGUCGCCGUCAAGACCUCCCCGGCCGUCGACAAGCCCCCGGUGAGCUUCCCCGUGCCCUCCCCGUUCGGUUGCGCCUUUUUCCCGAAGAGUUGGCGGUCGGUAGCGUUAGAUUGCGUAUCUCCGGCGAUCCUCCGGCGAGAUCCGAGGCGGCGCCGCCGUGUUCCGAUCGCCGCCGGCCUGUUUUUCCCCCAAUCAAUCUCAGCCGUCGGAUCCCCUUUGAACCCUUUCGCAACCCAGUAG